UGCACACAUUUAAUAAUGUCCACUCAGCAAUCUUCAACAAAGCUCAGUACACUUAGUCAAAAAAGACAACAAACAAUAAUACACAAUCUCAACCUCUCCACUUUCACUUGUUUAGCUUUUUUGUGUGUAUACACAGCACAAACCGAAUUAUGUUCUUACGAGGAAUACCGCACAAACACAUCAUAUAUCAGGUCUUAUUUAGUUUGACAAUCUGGUAGAAUUUCAUUUCAAAAGGUUGCAGUUUUGUUACGUGAAGUUCUAGAAUUCUUUGGAAUCAAUGUUCGGCUGAGGAUAUUUGUUUAUCUGAAGUUCUAAACCAUUGGUUGGUUUUCAAUUGGAUAGGUCUACAAAUAUUGAUGGAACUUUGAAGAGCUGAGGCAUCAGCAUAUGCAUAUACUAUUCUGGCCAACUCUCUAGUCAUAUCUCCACCAACUUCAGGAGGCGUUGGUGCUUCGCUUUCUGGUCCAAAUUUUUAUUUGGACAAGCUCCUAUUUCUUCCCACUGAUUAUGGUUAACUUUCUCUGAUCCAAUCUUCUCCAAUGUGAUUAAAUCUUCUCCGUCACGGGGUAGUGAUGUAAAGGCAAUAGGUUUGUGUAUAUAAACUAUAGACAAAGGUUUGAGAGGUUGAAUAUAAAAGGAUUCAGAACAAGCUUAAUCUUCUGUCAUGGCCAUGUGUAGGUGUGUUUCUGUUUUGAUUAGAAGGAAGAACAAAAUCAAGGGCAUUGAAGGAUCUUCAAAAGGGGACCUGGAACAGUUGCAUGCCAAAGUACGACACCCAACAAUAUCAUCAAAGAGUCGUGAUUUAAAGCCAGAAGCCACCCAGAUGAAUUCAAGGUGCAAUGUGAAAGUUAUGAGUCUCGAGAGUCCAAUGAAGACUGAAGUACAAGAAGCUUAUGACGGGGAAGAUGAGCAUGAAGAUUCACCUUCCAUCAAGAGAGAGCUAUCUGAUUUUGAUCUCCAAGUUCAUGAAGCUGUUGCAAGCAAGGGAGGAUAUGAUCCAACAGGCAAAGAGAUGAACUCCCCCAGUUUAUAUAAAAAACAAGUCAACAUUCAAUUUGAAGACAGAGACGAUAAAUACAACAAAAAGAGCGUUGAUUUAAUCCUGAGUGGGCAUGUCAGUGAUCCUGGGAUUGGCAAGGGUGACUUCUGGGAUUCUCCAAAGCUGAAGCGAUCUUGUUCUAACCUGGAAAGAAGGGAUAUAUUACGGAAGACUGCUCAUCACUUUCCAUCUUCAAGGUCACAGUCAUUUGAGAAUUUGCAGGAAUUAUCAGCAAAUCAGAUGAUUAAUCUGGAAAGUCCCAGGUCUGUGAUGACUCAGCACAGUGCUGAUAAAGUGAUGUUGAAAAGGCGUUCGUCUAGUCAAGUUCUCCCUUCUGGAAGUAAGAAAUUGUGGUGGAAGUUGUUCCUCUGGAGCCACAGGAACAUUCAUCGACCUUUGGUUAGCAAAUCAACACAAUUACAUCCUGCAAAUGCUGUUUUAAAAAAUCAAUGUGGGUACUCUUCAGACAUCCUGGAGCCAAAAAAAGGUAAGACAUUGAGACAUGUGAGAUCACCCUCUCCUGCAUCAUCCUCAGGAGAGUACUUUAGCAAAAGCGGCAAGGAUAAAAAUAUUGAUAAUCCAAGGUGGAGCAGAUUUCACAAGGAAAAAAACUCGGAUUUUUGGACACAAAAUCAAUGGGUAGCCUUCUCAACAGAACCCUCCUCCUUGAACAGAGUGGAUGAGUGGAUGAAAGAUCUUGAAAAUCAGCAGCCACCUCCUGAGGAUUAUUUUCCUGUUGACAGUAUUGGAACCAUUGUUCUGCCACCUUCUCCAGAUGCUGAUAGAUCAAUUGCAAGAAGCACGACUCAGUUGGCCCGACAUCAAGAUGCCGAUUUUUCAAAGGAUAUUUUGUACGCCAAUAGCGUGGUCCAAUCUCUGAAUUCAGCCUCAACUGCAGCUCAUAUAUGUGGUGUUGGUAUAAAAGCCAUCCCUGCAAUAUCACACUUCUCCAGUCUUCGUUCAGUGAAUUUGUCUAACAAUUGCAUAGUUCAUAUCACACCUGGAUUUCUCCCAAAGAGUCUUCACACACUAAAUUUGUCAAGAAACAAGAUCAGCACCAUUGAGGGCCUCAGAGAAUUAACCCGAUUGCGUGUACUUGACCUAAGUUAUAAUCGCAUCUCAAGAAUUGGACAAGGGUUAUCAAAUUGUACACCGGUCAAAGAGCUAUAUCUUGCGGGAAACAAGAUAAGUGAUGUUGAGGGGUUGCACAGAUUAUUGAAGCUAACAGUUCUGGACUUGAGCUUUAACAAGAUAACAACAACAAAAGCAUUAGGCCAGCUUGUAGCAAACUACAACUCACUUCAGGCCCUGAAUCUGCUUGGAAAUCCAAUUCAAAGCAACAUCGGUGAUGAGCAACUGCGCAAAGCAGUUUGUGGUCUUCUUCCAAAGCUAGUAUACCUGAACAAGGAUGCCGUAAAGCCUCAAAGGGCUCGAGAGAUGCUCACUGAUAGUGUUGCCAAAGCUGCACUAGCAAACAGCAGCCGUACCUCGAACAGAAGAGCACUGAAGAAAGGUGUCCAAGGAGGAUCAAGUUCCUCCAGUGUGCAUAGAAGCAGCGCUGGUUUAGCCCAGAAAAGCAGGCACAGGUCAAAGAGCCGAUCUAAACAUCAGUAGCUGCCUGAAAAAGGAACAUUCCACCAGUCUUUUAUGUUUCCAAGAACUUAUAAACUGGGGCACCUAAUGCUUCAACCUAGAACCGAACCAAUACGUUAAGGUUUGGUUGUAAGAACAUUCAACCAAUGGUGUGUUUGCUUCAACCUGUAAUUAUUAAUGUUUGAUUUAUAUACCAUAAAGGAGACACUGCACAUGGUCGCCAGACAUUGACAGUCUCUGUCUAAGACUUGAUAUAAUAAAAUCUUCACCAUCUCCAUUCUGUAAAUGUAAUAUAUGGAACUCAUUUAUCCUCUGGAAAUUCUGUGAACUUCAUGUAUACAAUUUUGGCCUUACGAAACAGAAAUUGGCCAGCCUAA
Molecule: messenger RNA, 3009 nt
Organism: Lathyrus oleraceus (garden pea)
Lineage: Eukaryota; Viridiplantae; Streptophyta; Magnoliopsida; Fabales; Fabaceae
Exons: 5
Coding region: 665-2653 (662 amino acids)
Cellular component (GO): cytoplasm
Molecular function (GO): protein binding
Source: RefSeq, a predicted model, not a curated record